GUGUGUUAGAACACAGAGCAAGUGGGACUGUUAAUGUGUGUCACACGGCAAAAGAGGAAGGGAGAACAUUUCAAAUGAAGUUUAAACACCUAAUUGGAGCUACAACGUAUUUUUAUCCAAAAAAGGAAUACUUUUAGAUUUAUGGGAGACCAGGAGAACAUUUGGAGCAGCCCAUAGAUCAUGGAGAAUGUGAGCACGCCUGCCUCGUUCAACCUAUCGGACCUACCAGUGGAGAUGAACUCGUCGUCUCACCAGUGGUCUUACUCGGAGUACAGCGAGGCUGAGGCAGUGCUGCUGGGCAUCAUCAUGGCCCUGCUGGUAUUGGGCAUCGUCUUUGGCAACGUGCUGGUCAUCACUGCCAUCGUGCGCUUCCAGCGGCUGCAGACAGUCACCAACAUGUUCAUCACUUCUCUGGCCUGUGCUGAUCUGGUCAUGGGCCUGCUGGUGGUGCCCUUCGGCGCCUGCUACAUCCUCCUCAACACCUGGCACUUUGGCAGCUUCCUGUGCGAGUUCUGGACGGCGGCAGACGUCUUGUGUGUGACGGCUAGCAUCGAGACGCUGUGUGUGAUCGCGCUGGACCGUUAUCUGGCCAUCACAUCGCCGCUGCGCUACCCGUCCCUGCUGACCAAGCGCAAGGCGUGCGUGGUGGUUGUGACGGUGUGGGGCGUGGCCGCCCUAAUCUCCUUCCUGCCAAUCCACAUGAAAUGGUGGGUGUCUGACGAGCCCGAGGCGCUCAGCUGCCUGGAGAACGCCCACUGCUGUGACUUCAACACCAACGCUGCCUACGCCGUUGCCUCCUCCGUCGUCUCCUUCUACAUCCCCCUGGCGGUCAUGGUCUUCGUCUACGGACGCGUCUUCCAGGAGGCCAGGAAGCAGCUGCAGAAGAUCCGCGGCAGCGAGGGACGGUUCCACGCCCAGAUGAUCAACAACAACAAGGGGCAGGAUGGGGGGGGAGGGGGGAACGGGAAGAGGCCAAAGUUCUGUCUGAAGGAACACAAAGCCCUGAAGACGUUGGGGAUCAUCAUGGGAACCUUUACUCUCUGCUGGCUGCCAUUCUUCGUGCUCAAUGUGGCAGUGACCAUCUGGAAGGUGGACAACAUUAAAAUGCCAUUCAGGAUAUUGAACUGGAUAGGAUACGCCAACUCAGCCUUCAACCCCCUCAUAUACUGCAGGAGCCCUGAGUUCAGGUACGCUUUCCAAGAGAUUCUGUGCCUAAGAGGGACUGCUUUCCCCACUAAUGAAUACAUAUACAGAGGACACAGCUUGCAGGUUAGCCCUAAGGAUAAGCCAGGCAGCUCUAUACAUGAUACUGGGACCAUGGAGCUGAGUACUGGCUCCCGGUCUAGUGUCACCAACAAAAACAGGAAUUGCAAUAAACCUUCACUUGCCUCCAUUGUCUGAAGCGCAGGGUGUUACCAGGAGACUGGUCUUUCUCAUUUAGUCAGACCUGGUGAGCAGACAUGGGAUAGGAAAUUACAUGUGAAUCUAUUUCCAUACUUAAAUGUGUUACUAUAAGAAUAUUAUUCUAGUAAUGUGUAGGUUAUUAAAUGUUAUAUGUUUCAUUUUAAUAUUGAACAGUCUGCAAAAGACUUAGGAAGUAUAUUGUUUGUGGACUUGAUCAUGUGUACGUGUGGUUUUGUAGACAUGAGUAUGUGCACAUGUCAUGUACUCUAGUGCUUGUGUCUGUGUGUAUUUCAACACCAGGGUUCAGGUACUAAGUUCAUGUCUCCAGUUUGGUUGCACAAAAAACAAAAAAAAUCUACCUCAUUAGCAUUGUUUUUGAUUCAUCUCCAUCUCAAAGAGCUUCAAGAACAAAUCAUUAUAGUCUGUUUGUAUGAAAAUGAAUAAUGUUGUCUGUCAGUUGAACUGACUGUUCUUUGCUGGCAGUGGUCUGAAAGGCCAGGGUAGGAAAGGUCCAAAGAAUUAACAGGCAGAACAAGAGAUCAAAUUAGGGUUCUACAGUAAUAUGUGCCCCCCCCCCCCCCCCCCUACUUGUGCCUGUAGCCAGCCCUCUGUCUGUAACACAUUCCAUAUUGAUCUGGGUCUCUCCCAGAGCCAUCCCAGGGGCUUCUGUCUGUCUGUGGGAUUCUGAACGCUCCCUAGGCCACGGCCCACAAAUCCAACUCUCUUGACGAGUGACGGCAGGUGCAUAUCAUCACAGGCAGGCGCUAUUACCAGCUGCACCGCACCACAAAACAUUUAAACAGUUGAGCAAACGCUCCCGCUGCUCUGUCCCACUCCCUCCAGCCACCCUUCAAUACCUCAACCUUCACCUUCCCUACAACACCAUUUAAUAGGUGUGGUUACAUACGUAUGUCCUGCCGCCCCUCAGACGCUGUGUAAGGACACACAGACAGACAAGCCUCAAUAACCCUUGCAAGCACGGUAUAGGUCAGAGCAGCAGUACCUUAAUGCUGGGUAGUGUGACCACCACUGUAUGUCAUUCUGACACCAAUACCCAGCCAGUAAAUUUAGUCUGUAAAGUUAUAUUUAGUGAUUGCUUUUACACUCUACCUUGCUGCUCCUCUGUGUUAUUCGUUGUUAAUGGCGACCGUGGGAACGGUUGUCGUGCUGUUCUCCGCUGUUGCUCUAGUGUUUCAAGUUUUAUUUUUGGGGUUUAUUUAUUUAUUUAUUUUUUUGCUGUUGUGAAGCUACAGUGUUUACAGAGAUUCCUGGACAAACUGUCUGAUUUGGGAGACAAACAAAAUGUAGUAAUAGAUAUACGCAAUGUACUAACUAGCGAAAAUAUAAGGAAAUAAACCACUACAGUGAGGGAGAAGUUGAAGUAGUUGAACCACCCUUCGUUUCUAGGAAACCAUACACAACAUUAAUCAUGUGAGCAGAUAUUUAGGAAUAGGUCAUCAUUUCAUGGAGUCUGUGAAGGAAGAAACCACAGAGAAAAAGCAAGUUAGUUCCAAAAAACGGAUUUUCACAAAGUCAAAAAUAUAUUGUCUUAAAGAUUUCAUGAUGCUUGUAUCUAAACCAAGGUUUUAAGACUUUUAUACAUCUGUUGGGGUCUCUAAGCUUCAAUAUGAGGUCCUGAACCUGCAUGAAAGUGCAUCCUUGUAGAGGUGGGGGCUAAUAAAGACUAAAUGUUUGUCUUGGGGUAAGUUUAGCCAAUGGCCACUAUACCCCAUUCAAAUGAUGAUUGCAUUUGGUCAGUUUUAUGCAUACAAACAUAAAACGGGCCCUUGAGAGAAGCCAAGGAAGUGAGAGAAGGGAAGAAGUCCAUUUGAACAGCAGCAAGGGAUGAACAAAUAGACUGAAUAACACUGAAGAGGUACAUGAACAAAAAAGACUAUUAACAUGUACCUGUGUGAAAGAGAGGCUAUGAUGGAGUAGCAGAGACACACCAGGUCUUAUAUGAUGACAUGGAGUCUCAGCUUGAUAAAGAGAGGCUAUGAUGGAGUAGCAGAGACACACCAGGUCUUAUAUGAUGACAUGGAGUCUCAGCUUGAUAAAGAGAGGCUAUGAUAGAGUAGCAGAGACACACCAGGUCUUAUAUGAUGACAUGGAUUCUCAGCUUGAUAAAGAGAGGCUAUGAUAGAGUAGCAGAGACACACCAGGUCUUAUAUGAUGACAUGGAGUCUCAGCUUGAUAAAGAGAGGCUAUGAUAGAGUAGCAGAGACACACCAGGUCUUAUAUGAUGACAUGGAGUCUCAGCUUGAUAAAGAGAGGCUAUGAUGGAGUAGCAGAGACACACCAGGUCUUAUAUGAUGACAUGGAGUCUCAGCUUGAUAAAGAGAGGCUAUGAUAGAGUAGCAGAGACACACCAGGUCUUAUAUGAUGACAUGGACUCUCAGCUUGAUAAAGAGAGGCUAUGAUAGAGUAGCAGAGACACACCAGGUCUUAAAUGAUGACAUGGAGUCUCAGCUUGAUAAAGAGAGGCUAUGAUGGAGUAGCAGAGACACACCAGGUCUUAUAAGAUGACAUGGGGUCUCAGCUUGAUAACGAGAGGCUAUGAUAGAGUAGCAGAGACACACCAGGUCUUAUAUGAUGACAUGGAGUCUCAGCUUGAUAAACAUAUCAAGAAUCUCACAGACCAGUUUCAUGGGCUUAGUAGUCUUUAAUGUAGAGAACUGCCUACGAAACAAUCUCCCUUUCCCAGACAACUGGUCGACAAAUGGAAGGGUAAGUGAUAUUGAACAGAGAGAUCUGAAUGUACACCCCCAUUCCAUGAAUUAAACUUUGACCUACCAGCACCAUCACCCACUGUCACAGGACACCAUCACCCACUGUCACAGGACACCAUCACCCACUGUCACAGGACACCAACACCCACUGUCACAGGACACCAACUAUAUAUUUUUUAGAAGGAAUACUACAUUUCUCUUGAGGUAGUGAUGCUGAAUGUGGAAAAAAAAAAAAUGGCUCAACUUACCCAAUUCUCCCCUAUAGCUUUUGCAGAAUCUGCACAUAGUCUUGUCUAAGAAUGAUCAAAUGUAAGAUUGGAACUUUUCCUUGCAGAUGUUCUACGUAGGUAGGUAGGUGCUCUCAGUGAUGAUGAACGCUGUAGGUGUCCUCCAUUUUUUGCAGAUUUUGUCCAGGUGUUACUGAAAAGAAACCUUGAUAUCACACGUGAUUCAGCUUGUAAUGAACUACGCUAAUGGUGUAGUACACUUGUACUUCAACAUUGGACUGUAUCGCACCCUCACGUCAGCCAGCCAAGUGAAAAAAGUUACUCUAAAAGGGUCUCAUCAUGCACUGACUGUAAAUAUUUAGAAUGUUUCAAAUGAUUUCUUAGUGUAUAGGUCUAUACUAAACCUUGUUACUUUACAACUACUUAGAUAGCUACUGGUGUGUGUGUGUGUGUAGGUGUCUGUCUGCUUGUGCUAACUGUUUGAAUAUUUAUUUAACCUUUUAUUUUUGACAGGGAGUCAUGCUGAGACCAAGGUCUCUUGUACAGAUGAGCCCUGUAUACACAUCAAUAUACACAUCAAUAUACACAUCAAUAUUCACAUCAAUAUUCACAUCAAUACACGAAAAGCAGAACACAAUCAUAGAAAACAAACACAUUCUUCAGUACAAAGGUCCUCAACCAGCCUUUUGAAUUGCUUUAGAGGCACCAAUUCAUCACAUUCUUUUUUAGAUCGAAGGGAUCCAUGAGACCGGGUCUAGUAUCUUGUACGUCUGUCUGUAAGUUAACAAUGAAGAAAAGUAAGGCGGAAGUUUAUGCAAGAGGGCUUUCUAAACAAAAAGAGUGCAAUGCAUCGAUCUACAAGACUUCAGAGAGGGACAGUCUAAUUUCUGAUACAGAAUGCAGUGAUGUGUACUGAACCUAUCGCCCGUAAUAAAGCAGAGUGUGUCCAAUGGCUUCAAUACAGCGGCACCUGCAUUUAUAUGUACAAUGUCUUCCUAGUCUAUAACCGGUAUGAAUGUUGACUGAAUGAUUUGUUUUCUCUUAUCUAAUGAAAGGCAUAACCUAUUCCUAUAAAAUUCAUGACCUAUUCCAUUAUAAUUCUUCAUUUCUUCACUAACUCGUCAACGUGCUUUUUGAAAGAUAGCUUUUUUUCGUCAAUCCAGAUGCCCAGAUAUUUACAAGCGGGGACACGGUCAAUGAGGGCACCAACCAAUGUAAAUAUACAGUAUUUUCAUUCAUCAUCAUAUACAUUAUAACGUGAUUUGGAGAAUAACAUAUACUUGGUUUUGCCUCCAUUAAGUAUGUAAGUACGUACUUAAGUAAGAGUUUGCUCAGACAGUGGUGCUUUGGAGGUUUGAUUUUCAUAGGAAAACAUGAGGUACUGUAUGUGUUAACUCACUAACUCACCCUCGUUGUUAUGGACACAAGAACACUUGUGAUGUAUGUACUGUAAAUGUGAAUAAUGUAUUAUCCUGCCGUUGCAAAAUGUUACCAUGAAUAUAUUGUGUCAACUUCGGACACGUAGCUACAAAAGUACGAGACAUAGUCUUAGAUAUUUACAUAUCAAAAUUAUUUAAUUCCACUGAAAACUUGUCAGUUGCCAAAUGAAAUUACUGUACAUUCUCAGAGAGUUAACAAAGGCAGAAUAUUUUACAGCUGUAAUUUUUAUUAGAAAUAAUAUUUGCUAGAAAUAUUAGCAGUCUGUUUUAAAUGUUAUUUUGUUAAAUGUUUCUUUCCAUGUCUGACAUGUCUGAGAUUAAACCCAUUUGUGUCUGUUGCGUUCUGUGUAGUGAGAGAGCACACUGCCCCCCUCUGGUAAGGCUGUUAACUGGAGCAGGCAGAAGGAUCAGUCAACAUUGUUUUUAUGAUAUUUUCCAGUCCGACGCUUAUUCUCACCUCUGCUGCUCCCCAGCCCUUUUAUAAAGACAGCCUGUUGCUAAGGCCAGUGUCCUACAUUACAGGACAGGACAUUGCACAUGGAUUCCAUGAACAACAUGACAUUUCAUAUGCCCACAGCUGUUGUGCACUGGGAAGCACUGAGGCAGCCAUGAGAAGGACUGACUGGUGGAGUUGGUCUGCAGGGGUUCACACAUCUCUGCUGACAAGGAGACUAGAAAGAUGCAAUGGAAACAGCUGUGUCCAUGCUGGACAGUAACACUCAGUGGACUGAAGGGCAGCUCUUCUCUAUUUCACAGAUCUUGAUCUCCACUGUGGGGAGGAAUGGUGCCUCUGAGCACUGAUCAAAGAAACUGAGUUUACAUUUCUCAAUCGCUACUGGCCUGAUAUGAGUCCCAAUCUAAUGCUCCGGGGAAUGUUGCAUUGCAGGUUCCACACUGUAGCUGUGCCAUGAUGGUAAAACGAUGUACAGUUUCAAUUGCAUACCUUUUAGUCAUGUGAAUCAAUUCUGCAAGUGUAAUGUAUUUCAAACAUUCUGUAUUUGCUAUUACCUUAUAGAGCAGGGGUAUUCAACCGAGGGUCCACGGCCUCCUAGGGGCCCACAGAGGUGCUGCUGGCGGUCUGCAAAAUAUAUAUACAAUUUUAUAUAUAUAUAUACUGUAUAUAUAUAUAUAUAUAUAUAUUUGUAAAAAUAUUUUAAUGAAUGUCCUGAGCAACAACAGAAUAAACAAAAUUAGAAUGUCAUACCUACAGUAGAAAUAGGAGAAUAUCUUAUUUCUUAUGAUGGUAAUUGUAUUUCUUAACUCCUAAUAUUGAGCGAAUUACAUUCAUUAGAGCCAAUUACACUCAUGCACCUGCAAAUCAAAUCAAUUAAAUCAAAAAUGUAUUUGUCAUAUGCUUCGUAAACGACAGGUGUAGACUAACCGUGAAAUGCUUACUUACUGACACCUUCCCAACAUUGCAGAUAGAAAAACACAGAAAAUAAUAACACAAUGAAUAAAUAGACAACCGAUGUGGCAGUGUUGCUGGCUGCUGCUAAGUUUUCAAGACAUGGACAUAAAUGUUUUGCCAUCACAUGGCUAACCCUUGUUUAACCAGCUAAACAGCUGCUCUUAGAAAAAAUGGGUUUGGAGUUACCUUUCUAACUAAUAGGCUAGAGUUUACACUUCCUUUUCUAAUUAUAAUGUGGGAAGGUCAAAAUAAUGAAAAACUAUCUACCAACUUUAUUCAUUUGAAAAUGUUGAUUACUUCUUACUUCACCUGAUGAUAAGACAUGUGAUAGAUAUUUUUUUGCUAAUGUACAGUACCAUUCAAAAGUUUGGAUGCAGUUUUUCUUUAUUUUUACUGUUUUCAACAUUGUAGAAUAAUAGUGAAGAUAUCAAAACUGUGAAAUAACACAUGGAAUCAUGUAGUAACCAAAAAAGUUUUAAACAAUUGAAAAUAUAUUUUAUAUUUGAAAUUCUUCAAAGUAAACACCCUUUGCCUUGAACACUCUUGGCAUUCUCUCAACCAGCUUCAUGAGGUAGUCACCUGGAAUCCAUUUCAAUUAACAGGUGUGCCUUGUUAAUUUGUAGAAUUUAUUUCCUUAAUACGUUUGAGCCAAUCAGUUGUGUUGUGACAAGGUUGGGGUGGGUAUACAGAAGAUAGCCCUAUUUGGUAAAAGACCAAGUCCAUAUCAUGGCAAGAACAGCUCAAAUAAGCAAGGAGAAAUGACAGUCCAUCAUUACUUUAAGAUAUGAAGGUCAGACAAUAUGGAACAUUUCAAGAACUUUGAAAGUUUCUUCAAGUGCAGUUGCAAAAACCAUCAAGCGCUAAGAUGAAACUGGCUCUCAUGAGGACCGCCACAGGAAUGGAAGACCCAGAGUUACCUCUGCUGCAGAGGAUUAGUUCAUUAGAGUUACCAGCCUCAGAAAUUGCAGCCCAAAUAAAUCAUAGGAGUGGGUGGCUGGUUUACUUGGGAGGGGGUCCCCGGUUUACCUGGGAGGGGGUCCCCGGUUUACCUGGGAGGGGGUCCCGGUUUACCUGGGAGGGGGUCCCGGUUUACCUGGAAGGGGGUCCCUGGGCAAGAAAUGGUUGAAGACCCCUUGUUGUAGAGCCACGGCUUCUUUCUGCAUUGUUCCACUUUAUCAGUGCGUGGGUCUGCUGCUGCCAGCCAGUGUUAUGAUUACUGUAUAUAUUAUCAUAAACAGAAGUGUUUUAUCUGGUAACUGGAGAGACCUGUGCUACUGACCAAGAAUACAAUCUGGAGGUGACAUAUUUCCCAUGCUGCAUGUCAGUCACACAGUAUGGUGUAAGUAAUCUAGCACCAUUCCCUGUUGUUCAAAAAUAUCUACUGUAUCGGCAUUGAUGUUUUAUUUAUUUUUUACAGUGGUCAUUGUGUAUGUGUACAUUUCGGUUGAACUAAUGUGAUAUGGUAUUUGUAUUUAAUAAAUCACUUGUGUAAUAUA
Messenger RNA from Salvelinus fontinalis (brook trout), 8703 nucleotides. Its product is annotated as beta-2 adrenergic receptor-like. Bases 181 to 1401 code for a protein of 406 amino acids. Gene Ontology annotation, cellular component: membrane. The record is from RefSeq and is a predicted model, not a curated record. Gene Ontology annotation, molecular function: beta2-adrenergic receptor activity; norepinephrine binding. Lineage: Eukaryota; Metazoa; Chordata; Actinopteri; Salmoniformes; Salmonidae. Gene Ontology annotation, biological process: negative regulation of smooth muscle contraction; norepinephrine-epinephrine-mediated vasodilation involved in regulation of systemic arterial blood pressure; adenylate cyclase-activating adrenergic receptor signaling pathway. The transcript is spliced from 2 exons.